Molecule: messenger RNA, 4168 nt
Organism: Macadamia integrifolia
Lineage: Eukaryota; Viridiplantae; Streptophyta; Magnoliopsida; Proteales; Proteaceae
Product: anaphase-promoting complex subunit 5
Exons: 21
Coding region: 925-3687 (920 amino acids)
Biological process (GO): anaphase-promoting complex-dependent catabolic process; protein K11-linked ubiquitination; positive regulation of mitotic metaphase/anaphase transition
Cellular component (GO): anaphase-promoting complex
Source: RefSeq, a predicted model, not a curated record
AGGACAGAAUUUUUGAAAACCAUUUAUAGUCUGUACUCUGCACACACAGAGAGAGAGAGAGAGAGAGAGAGAGAGGGAGAGACUAGAGAGGAAGAGAAAGGAGGAGGAAGUUUUCUGCCGAUUUGGUUUCGUCUAUGCCUGCGUGUUUACCGUUUAUGUGCAGUUCCCGAGAGUUUGAGAUAAGAUUUUGCUGAGAGGAAUACGGUGAAGGACUGCAUUGCUUACUUGCUAGAAUCAUAUUUCCGCGCUUUUGCAUGUUCUGCAACUGGUGACUGAUAGGGUGGAUUAAAUGGUCGAAUGCUGUUAGUAUUUGAGAUCUUAAAAGCCCUAAUUUUUGAUUUAUGGUUUUAGUGAUUGAAGCCUUGCUUGUUUCCCAAUAAUCUAAUCUUUGUGCUAUUGAUUGAGCGUCUUGAGAUGAAAACCAUGGUUAAGGUGUACUUUGCUAAUAUAAAGUUUAUAUGUUACUUGAGAAUAUAAACUGCAUAGUGAUUGAAACUCUACAGACUCCGAGAGAGAGAGAGAGUGGAGCCUUACCUGAAUCGCCGGACAGCCAGACAGUAGGACCUCUGGACUGCCGGGGAGAUCUUGCUGUGGCAGCCGGUGAACACUGAAGAGAGAAGAAGAGUUGAAGAGUUGAGGACUCUGGGCUUCAGGGGAGAUCUUGCUGUGGCGGCCGGUGAACACUGAAGAGAGAAGAAGAGUUGAAGAGUUGAGGAAUCUGGGCUGCAGGGGAGAUCUUGCUCUGACUGUGUACUUGCGUGUAACAAAAAGUUCUAUUAUUAUUUUUUAUUAAGUAAAACACUAAUUUAACUUGAUAUAUAUGUACACACACGCAUAUCUGAAAAAGCGCGACUUUCCAGAAUUUUAUUUUAUAAUUUUGAUUUGUCCAAAUUAUUCGUAAAUUUUGGGGUGAAUUUUUCAACUAUGGCUGGAGAUCUCAAACCAGUAGGAGCUUUCACCAUUACUCCCCACAAAGUCUCCGUCUGUAUUCUCCUCCAGAUAUAUGCACCACCAGCUCAAGCUUCAGUGCCAUUUCCCUUCUCAUCCGUCUCUCAGCACAAUCGCCUCGGCUUGUUCUUGCUGGCCCUGACAAAGUCUUGUGAUGACGUUGUGGAGCCAACAUUAGAUGAGCUUACAAAUCAAUUGGGUGAAAUUGGUGGCUUGCUGAAUCAUUGGUUAAGUGAGCAUUUAACCCGACGGCUAUCAUCUCUAGCCUCCCCUGAUGAUUUGUUUAAUAUUUUCAGCAGUCUUCGAAGUAUCCUUGGGGGCCAUGAAACAAGUGUUUUGGAUGAUGACCAAAUCAUCUUGGAUCCAAACAGUCACUUGGGAAUUUUUCUACGCCGUUGCUUGCUUGCCUUCAAUCUAUUAUCAUUUGAGGCAAUCUGCCACCUAUUGACAGAUAUAGGAAUCUAUUGUAAGGAGGCUGCCUCAUCUUGUCGUCCUUAUGAGUUGCCCAACGAAGACGAUUCUAAUAAUGAACCAGAAGAGUUGUUGGGUUAUGAGGAUAUGGAUCUUGAGACCUUUGUUUUUCGUAAAGUUGCUGAGGAAGCUGAAGCUAGAAAAAGAGCUAGGGAAAGUGCUACAUUUCAUCUUCAUGCACCUAAGUCACUUUUUGGUUUGGUGGAAGAUGUCCAGGUUCCUGCUGGCUCUAAAUUCAAGCGUAGCAAUGAUGGUAGACAAGGGAGGGAUUUUGCAUGCCGUUCAGAUGAUGCAUCGAGAGGUGAUAGUCAAACUGGUGGCCUAUUUUUACGUACUAACUGGCAGGUACAGGGGUUCUUAAGAGAGAAAGCAGAUCUAAUUGAGAGGCAUGGCAGUUCAUUUCCACUAAAUUCAUUUGAAUCUGUUUUAAAGCAGCUUCAGAAGCUUGCUCCAGAACUUCAUCGUGUUCACUACUUACGUUACUUGAAUAGCCUUUACCAUCAUGAUUUCCCUGCCUCUUUAGAAAACCUUCACUGCUAUUUUGAUUACAGUGCAGGGGCAGAAGGAAUCGAUACUGCUCCAUCUUCUUCUUUCAGCAGUUUUGGAAACUAUGAAACUGCUUUAUUAUGUUUGGGUGUGAUGCAUUGCCAUUUUGGGCAUCCUAAGCAAUCAUUGGAGGUUCUAACUGAAGCUGUUCGGGCCUCCCAACAGCACAAUAAUGAUACUUGUCUUGCCUACACCUUGACAGCUAUUUGCAACCUGUUAUCUGAAGUCGGUAUCUCAAGCACAACGGGUAUAAUUGAUUCGUCGCAUUCACCAGUUACCAGUAUUGGUACUUCACUGUCUAUCCAACAACAAUUGUUUGUGUUACUACGGAGGUCUCUAAAGAGAGCAGAAAGCCUGAAGCUACCGCUGCUUGUAGCCUCCAAUCGGCUGGCAAUGGCAAAAUUCAAUAUAACGCAUGUGAAAAGAGCAUUGCUUUCAUUUGGUCCCAAAGCUUCCAUGAAGCUCAAAACAUGUCCAAGUGAUGUUUGCAAGGAACUGAGAUUAAGUUCUUAUUUGCUAAUCGAAUUUGGAUCAGAUGGUGCAUCACUGACAAUUGAUGGUGCAUUUAGUACUGCAUGGCGAAAGAGCUUACAAAAGCCUAUGGCUUCAUCAGUUCUGUCUCAUGAGGAUGAACCUGGAGGUUCUUGCGAUGCUUUCCAGUUUGGUUCACAACCAAGUUCUAUUCCUGGAUAUGUGAUGCAAUUAGCUGGUGCAUCAUAUCUACUCCGGGCCACUGCCUGGGAGCUAUAUGGCAGUGCCCCUGUAGCUCGACUAAAUGCAUUGAUCUAUGCGACAUGCUUUUCUGAUUCUUCAAGUUCAGCUGAUGUGGCUUUAGCAUAUGUCAAACUUAUCCAACAUCUGGCAAUAUUUAAAGGAUAUAAAGAAGCUUUUUCUGCUCUACAGGCGGCUGAAGAGAAGUUUGUGUCUUUAUCAAAAUCUCAAAUCCAGCUCCUGAAGCUGCAGUUGUUACAUGAGCGUGCUUUGCAUCGAGGACAUUUGAAAUUAGCUCAACAAGUGUGUGAUGAGUUUGGUGCACUUGCCUCUUCUGUAACUGGUGUGGACAUGGAGCUGAAAUCAGAAGCUAGCCUUCGCCAUGCUCGUACACUACUUGCUGCUAAGCAGUUCAGCCAGGCAGCAGCUGUAGCACAGUCUCUCUUUUGUAUGUGUUACAAAUUCAAUCUUCAGGUUGAGAAUGCGACUGCUCUUCUCUUGCUUGCAGAAAUCCACAAGAAAUCUGGCAAUGCUGUAUUAGGCCUACCUUAUGUGCUAGCCAGCCUUUCAUUUUGCCAAUCAUUUAAUCUUGAUCUACUGGAAGCAUCAGCCACUCUGGUACUUGCUGAGUUGUGGCUGUCACUUGGAUCGAGCCAUGCAAAACGAGCAUCAACCCUCAUACACAGGGCAUUUCCAAUGAUCCUCGGUCAUGGAGGUUUGGAGUUACGUGCACGGGCUUUUAUUGCAGAUGCAAAGUGUUAUCUAUCAGAUCCAUGUUUUUCAGUUUCUGAAGAUCCUGAGGUUGUGGUGGAUUCUCUAAGGCAAGCUUCUGAGGAGCUUGAAAUUUUAGAGUAUCAUGAAUUGGCGGCCGAAGCCUUCUACUUGAUGGCCAUUGUCUUCGACAGGCUUGGACAUCUAGAUGAAAGAGAAAAUGCUGCUGCUUCAUUUAGAAAUCAUGUGGUUGCUCUUGAAAAUCCGGAUGAUGACGACCCAUUGUUGAACGGGAUAUAAGGAAUCCAUUUCUAACCCAGUGGAACACAUAUUGCAAGUUGUCAGCUGAAGCCAUCCACUUGAUGUUCGUGGCUGCAAUCUAGAAUGGAAAUACUGCUGCUUAAUUCAAGACCAAGUGAUUGGUUUGAAAAUCCACAGGAUGACAGUCAGUUGUCAAAGAGUGAUAAUUAUCCACACAUGACCUCUCAUGCAGAUGAGCAUGCGAAAGCCACAUACUGUACUUACACAGAUCAGUAGAGCAUUUGAUGUGCUAGUCAUGUUUGGUCAUGUUAUCAGAUAUAACUAUGUUAACUGUCUUCUCUCUUCCAUCAUGUAUGGAUUCAGCUUUAACAGGAGUGGCCCUUGAUAUAGGAACUGCUCUGGACCAAUUUAAACUAAUCCGAGGAGCCUCUUUGCUCUUUAAUGGGUGGACAAGCCUAAGAAUAAUUAUCAGCUGGUGUCAUGUAUCUGAAAAGUAAAAAUAGCCUUUUUUUUUUGUUAA